Messenger RNA from Mytilus californianus (California mussel), 882 nucleotides. RefSeq names its product techylectin-5A-like. The record is from RefSeq and is a predicted model, not a curated record. The coding region runs from base 47 to 850 and encodes 267 amino acids. NCBI's taxonomy places the organism in Eukaryota, Metazoa, Mollusca, Bivalvia, Mytilida, Mytilidae. The transcript is spliced from 6 exons.
AACAGAUUCAGUACAGGUUUUCCUCUGAAGUGAAUAUCGUAAUACCAUGCAUAUGAAAAUAUUGUUAACUGCUUUGCUCCUUGUUUCUGAGGAAAGCCAUGGCCAUAAAAUAAACAAAGAGAAAUGUGUCAGGGACGUAGCUGACAAAGUGGCUAAUCUUAUCACAGAAACUACGAGUCAGUGCAUUGUGUCCCCUUCCAAAGAUUUAGGUGACCGACCUUCUGACUGUGGUGAUUUGAAGAAAUCAGAAUACAAAAGUGGAGUAUAUAAAAUUUACCCGGAUGGAACUUCUGGUUUUCACGUCUUUUGUGACAUGGAGACUGAUGAAGGUGGUUGGACGGUAUUUCAACGAAGAACAAAUGGUUAUGUCGGCUUUUACAGAGCCUGGGAAUCUUACAAGAAUGGGUUUGGAAAUCUAAAGAGUGAUUUCUGGUUGGGAAACGAGUAUUUGAACAAACUGACUGAACAAGGAUAUUACAUACUGCGGAUAGAUAUGGAGGACUUUGAAAAUAACCACAGAUAUGCCAUCUACAAGAAAUUUGUUGUUGAGAACGAAAAAUCAGGGUACAAGCUGAAGGUAGCUGAUUACGCUGGAAAUGCAGGGAAUUCAUUAAGCCAACAUAAUGGAUAUAAAUUUACUACAAGGGACAGAGAUAAUGAUGCUUACAACAGGAACUGUGCUGAGGUGUAUAACGGAGGAUGGUGGUAUACGAGUUGUCAUCACUCCAACUUGAAUGGGAUGUACCUCAUGGGAAAACACAGUACUUAUGCUAUUGGUGUUAAUUGGUCUACCUGGAAAGGAUACAACUACUCAUUGAAAACAACACGUAUGAUGAUACGGCGAGCCUAGUAAAAAUAAUCAAUAAAAAUUAACGCAUUGAA